This is a messenger RNA of Dendrobium catenatum, 426 nucleotides long. Its product is annotated as gibberellin-regulated protein 6. Bases 24 to 368 code for a protein of 114 amino acids. The transcript has 4 exons. NCBI's taxonomy places the organism in Eukaryota, Viridiplantae, Streptophyta, Magnoliopsida, Asparagales, Orchidaceae. The record is from RefSeq and is a predicted model, not a curated record.
ACUACACCCAAAACACUAGAAGCAUGGGAAGGUCAAGCUGUUUCUUCUUCUUCUUCUUAAUCUUGGUCUUCUUUGCCUUCUUUUCAGCACUUGUAACUGCUUCCGAGCGGAUGGUUGAUGGGGAGCUAAGCAUAAAUUUGGUUGUAUAUAAGCACAAGCACAAACAUUCGGGUUUCAGCGCAGCAGAGUGCCCAGGUGCAUGCCAGUACAGAUGCUCGAAGACAGCUUACAAGAAGCCCUGCAUGUUCUUCUGCCAGAAAUGCUGCUUCAAAUGCAGAUGCGUUCCUCCUGGCACAUAUGCCCAUAAGGAGGUCUGCCCUUGCUACAACAAUUGGAAGACUCAGAGGGGAGGCCCAAAAUGCCCUUGAUUAAUCUCCUAAUUAAUCUCCCAGAUGCUUAAAUGCUUGAUUAAGAAGAUGGUUUCUG